Messenger RNA from Closterium sp. Yama58-4, 9642 nucleotides. Lineage: Eukaryota; Viridiplantae; Streptophyta; Zygnematophyceae; Desmidiales; Closteriaceae. The record is from the annotation of a GenBank genome assembly.
AUGGAUUCAGGACGAGGUGACGUCAGCAUGGGGUUUGUGGAGGCGGAGGAUUUCGGGCAGCACGUGGAUUUGACGCAGCGGAUUCGCGAAGUGCUCGCGAAUUACCCCGAGGGUACCACGAUUCUCAAGGAGCUGAUCCAAAACGCCGACGACGCUGGCGCCUCCAAGCUCGACCAGAUUCUUGAUGAUGUUGACGGACUUGACCAGAUGCCUGAUGACGUUGACGGACUUGGCCAGACGCCUGAUGUCGUUGACGGACGGACCAGAUGCCUGAUGACGUCUCUUUCUGCCCAGACCAUUCUCGAGGCACUUCAUGUAUUAUGUCCCACCGACUACUAUGCGCUUGAGAGCCUACCCUGCGCUGCACUCCUCACCCAAUCCCCGGCAUCUAUCCGCCUGCAGGUGUCCUUCUGUCUGGACCAUCGCACACACGGCACAGCGUCGCUGGCCUAUGCGCCUCUCGCCCAGUUCCAGAGCCUGCACUGCUCGUGCACAACUGUGCCACGUUCUCAGUCAAGGACUUUGCCUGGUGCAUCUCAAGUGUCCUUCUGUCUGGACCAUCGCACGCACGGCACAGCGUCGCUGGCCUACGCGCCUCUCGCCCAGUUCCAGAGCCUGCACUGCUCGUGCACAACAACGCUGUCUUCUCCGACGAGGACUUUGCCUGAUGUGUCCUUCUGUCUGGACCAUCGCACGCACGGCACAGCAUCGCUCGCCUAUACGCCUCUCGCCCAGUUCCAGGGCGCAGCGCUGCUCGUGCACAACGACGCUGUCUUCUCUGACGAGGACUUUGCGAGCAUUUCAAGGGUGGGGGACAGCGGCAAGCGCAAGCAGUCGUGGAAGACCGGCCGAUUCGGCGUCGGAUUCAACUCAGUGUAUCAUCUCACGGAUCUCCCCUCCUUUGUCAGCCGUCAGUUCGUCACUUUCUUCGAUCCGCACUGCGCCUACCUGCCCCGCGUCUCCUCAGCCAAUCCGGGCAAGCGGAUAGAUUUCGUCGCUGCCCGAGCAGCGAUGGCAGCGCAGCGGGACCAGUUCUCCCCGUACUGCGCGUUUGGAUGCGACAUGCAAAGGCCGUUUGCAGGGACGCUGUUCCGGUUUCCCCUGCGAACGGAGGAGCAAGCAGGGAAGAGCAAGCUGUCUCGGCAGGCGUACAAUGCAGCUGACAUGGCGGCGCUGUUGAGAGAGUUCGAGAGGCCGUUUGCAGGGACGCUGUUUCGGUUUCCGCUGCGAACAGAAGAGCAGGCGGGGGUGAGCAAGCUGUCAAGGCAGGCAUACAAUGCAGCUGACAUGGCGGCUUCGAGGCCGUUUGCAGGGACGCUGUUUCGGUUUCCGUUGCGAACAGAAGAGCAGGCGGGGGUGAGCAAGCUGUCAAGGCAGGCAUACAAUGCAGCUGACAUGGCGGCUUUGUUGAGAGAGUUCGAGAGGCCGUUUGCAGGGACGCUGUUCCGGUUUCCACUGCGAACGGAGGAGCAGGCUGGGAAGAGCAAGCUGUCACGGCAGGCGUACAAUGCAGCUGACAUGGCGGCUUUGUUGAGGGAGUUUGAGGCCGAGGCGGUCUCCUCGCUUCUCUUCCUGAAGCACGUGGAGCGAGUGGACGUGUUGGAGUGGCAUCAGGGCGCCACCGCCCCUGUGCCUCUCUUCUCCUGCCGCAUCUCCUCCCCCGACUCCCCCCUCCGCUUCCACCGCCAAGCCUUCUCCCGCCUCGCCCGCCCUGCUGCUGGUGCAGCUGGUGUAGCAGGGCCUGGGGCUUCAGGAGCUGGAGGGGGAGCAGGGGCAGGGGUGGUUGCGAGUGACAAGGACAGUACGGAUAUUUACGAGAUUGGAUUUGUCUGCGAGUCUUUUGCCCCGGGAAGCUCCUCUGGAGCUGCAGCUGGGGGGGGUGGGGAGGUGGUUGGGGGGAGUGAGAAGGGGAGAGGGAGGAGGGAGGAGCGGUAUUUUGUGUCACAGAGGAUGGGAGGGGCGCUGGGGACAGUGGGGCGCAUGGCGAGGCGAGCAGCGGAGGAGUACGAUAUACACCUGGUUCCAUGGGCGUCUGUGGCAGCUAGAGUGGGCUGUGAUGGAGACACAGACGCUCCGGGUGCCUGCUUUCAGGUGAGAAUGAACAUUGCAUGGGCAGUGGAGGAGUAUGAUAUUCACCUGGUUCCGUGGGCGUCUGUGGCUGCUAGAGUGGGCUGUGAAGGAGACACAGGCACACCAGAUGCCUCUUUCCAGGGCCGGGCGUUCUGCUUCCUGCCUCUGCCAGUGCGCCCCAACCUCCCAGUGCACAUCAACGGCUACUUUGAGCUCUCCUCCAACCGCCGAGACAUCUGGUUCGAUGGCUUGGAGCUAGCUCUGGUUCGGGAGGGCCUGCCGAUCGUCCGGGUCUCGCCGAACCUCCGGGAGAUGCUCUUCCGGUGGUCCGUUUCCGAGCCUAGAAUCACCGUGCCUAGCGUUGUUCGGGCGAGGCUGAGAGCGCCAGGUGUCCACAGGGGAUUGGAGAACAGGGAGGACGCGUUACUGCUGUUGGAGUAUUGCUUGGGGGAUGUGAUAGAUGAUGAAGCAGCAGAGGAGCUGGAUGGUCUUUCGCUGGUUCUUCUGGCGAAUCAGAGCCUGGGGAGGAAACUUCCUUCUGGUGUGGAGGAAGUGGGGGAUGCUGGAGUGGGGGAAGCUGUGAAAGGGGAGGCUGUGAAGGGGGAGGCUGUGAAGGGGGAGGCUCUGCAGGUGGCACAUCCGAAUCUGCACGAGUUUGUGCGGCCAGCCACAGGGGCAGGUGUGCUGGAUGCACUGCAGUCAGCAGCGGACUGGCAUGGCGUGCCCUUUGCUGUGCUCUUCCAGAUGGCUGAGGCGGCUCUUGAUAAAGGCUCCCCCUCUACUGCUGCUCCUGGUGCUCCUGGUGCUGCUGCUGCUCCUGGUGCUCCUGGUGCUGCUGGUGCCCGUGGUGCUGUUGUUGCUCCUGGUGUGGCUGCCCCGGCUGGUCGGACUGCCUCGGGUGGCUUGCUGUCCGAGGCUGCGGUCGAGGCUCGGCGGCAGCUCCGGGAGUUCCUGUGCUCGCCGCAGUGGUAUGCUGGGAACGCUAUGACAGAGGCUCGGCGUGUUCGGAUCUUCAAGUCUCUGCCCAUCUUCGAGGUUUACAGCAACCACCCUUCCACCCCCACCAGUAGCAACACCACCGAUGCCAUCACGCUGCCGCCCGGGCUGCGGAACAGGACGAUGCUUGCCGUGCUGCAGGAGCUGCCGCAGCUGUGCACUGUGGAUCCGGGGUUGCGGGAUGUGGUGGCAAAUUUGGCGUUUGUGCCGGCGUGGGAUGGCAAGGGGGAUGGGCGGCAGCAGAAAGUGCAGCAGCAAGAGGAGAUGGAUGGGGGAGAAGUACCAGGAGCAGCAGCAGCAGCAGCAGCAGCAGGAGUGGCAGGAGCAGCAGAGACUGAUACAGGCGUAGGAAAUGAGACUCUUUGCCGCCCAGUGGAUCUGUACGAUUCUCGCAACCCAGAGCUCUGCCACUUGCUGCAAGGAAUGGCCGGCAACUGGUUCCCUGCCGCCCCUUUUUCGUCCUCUUCUGCGCUUGAGAUGCUACUCAGCGUGGGGCUCCGCAGUGCGGUUACCACCGAAACGAUUCUCAGCUGCGCCCGUGCCGUGGAGAGCAUCGCUGCUACAGACGCGGCUGUAGCGCGGGAGCGCGGGCGGGUCCUUUUGUCCUAUCUGGACGUGAACGCAGCGAGAUGGGUGCCUGUGGUGCAGGGGGGGAGCGCAGGGGCGGGGGGAGUAGGGGGGAGAAGGGGCAUGGGGGGCGGAGGCGGGGGAGGGGGAGGAGGAGCAGGGGGGGGUAUGUUUGCGCGUGUGUCCAGUCUGUUUCAGAGCAGUGAAGCAGCGGAGGAGGCUCAGCGCGCUGCAGCUGAAAUGGCCUCCUUUUGGAGUGAGCUCACCUCCAUCUCCUGGUGCCCUGUGCUUGUUCGCUCCCCUGCCCCACCCUUCCUGCCAUGGCCAGGGGGAGGGGAUGCGAAUGCAAGUAGCGAAGGAGAAGUAUCAGGCGGAAGAGGAAGUAAAGGGAGGGAUAGAGAGAGAGCAGAUGAGUCUCGGCCUAGCCCCGUCGCUCCGCCUCGCAUCGUCCGUCCACAGGUCGACACCUGGCUCGCGUCAGCGAGCCUCCGGAUCCUCGACGGCGAGUGCCGGUCCACGCUGAUGUGGCGCCAGCUAGGAUGGGCGCGGCCGCUGACGGGGAGUGUGCUGGCGGCGCAGCUGCUGGAGCUGGGGCGCGUGUGUGGCGCGGAGGUGGUGGAUAGGAGCGCGGGGAAGGCCCUGGCGGGGGCAGUGCCGAGGAUUUACACAAUGCUGUCAGACAUGCUGGGGCAGGAGGAGAUGGAGGUGGUCAAGGCGAUUCUUGAGAGUGCCGAGGAUAUACACGAUGCUGUCAGGCAUGCUGGGACAGUAGGAGAUGGAGGUGGUCAAGGCGAUUCUAGAGUGCCGAGAAUAUGCAUCAUCCUUCGUUCUCCUUCACCCAUAUUCCUCCUCCUUUCCUUCCUCUCUUGUUCCAUUUUCUGCUCCACCACCGAAUGUGCCUUUAACGGUCCCAUCCACCUCGCCCCCUACCUGCGCAUCAUCCCCGCCGACCUUGCCGCCUUCCGAGACCUCCUGCUCGCCCUCGGCGUGCACAGAUUUGAGGGGAACGAGGAUCCCUCACAAACUCUUAGAGAACAAUCCAACCUGCUUUUUCCUUCAUGUCCCUCUUCCCUCUCUGCCACCCUCCCAGGGCUGCAGGGCUGCAGGUGGGUGUGGGUGGGGGACGGCUUCUGCUCCACCACCGAAUGUGCCUUUACCGGUCCCAUCCACCUCGCCCCCUACCUGCGCAUCAUCCCCGCCGAUCUCGCCGCCUUCCGAGACCUCCUGCUCGCCCUCGGCGUGCGCGAGUGCCUCUCGGGGAACGAGUACGCUGCUGUUCUCGCCAGCAUCGCUAAAGACGCGCAAGGCCGCCCGCUUGUUCAUGCGCUCCACUCCCCACUCCCCUCCCUCCUCCCCUUCCUCCUCUCCUUCCCCCGCUCCCUCCGCUCCUUCCACUUCCACUCCCUCCUCCUCUCAUCCUUUAUCUGCAGCGCCGGGCUUCCCAAGCAGCCACCCAGGCUCGGCAGCUCCGCCCGAACCUACUCUCCAGCUGCUUCUACCGGAGCUGCUUCUAACGGGGAUGGAGUGGAGGCAUUCGGGCAGCACGAGGCGCUGACCACUCGUUUGAAGCACAUUGUUGAGAUGUAUCCGGAAGGGCCGGGGGUGCUAUGCGAGUUAGUGCAGAAUGCAGAUGACGCCGGGGCGAGGGAAGCGGCGUUUCUGCUCGAUCACUCGCGAUUCGGAGCUUCGUCGGUGCUCAGCCCAAGAAUGGCUGACUGGCAGGGCCCGUCGCUGUAUGCUUACAACGACGCUGUGUUUUCGGAUCGCGAUUUGAUUGCGAUUUCACGCAUCGGGCAGGAUAGCAAGCUGGAGAAGCCGAGUGCUAUUGGUCGCUUCGUCGGCCGCGGCCUCCCGGACCAGUUCCCGGACCAGUUCCGCCCGUUCCUCCUGUUCGGGUGCGACCUGCAGUCCCCGUACCACGGCACUCUGUUCCGGUUCCCGCUUCGGUCCGAAGCUGCGGCGGGUCGGAGCGAGAUAAAGCACGAGCCGUGCUCCCCAGAGGAUAUCCGGCAGCUGUUCAAAUCCUUCCAGCGUUCAGCCACAGAAGCGCUGCUGUUUCUGAGAAACGUGGGGCGGAUUUCGGUGUUUGAGAGGUUGGAUGCAGGGAGUGAGCCAAAGCUGCUGUUCUGCGCACAGAGAGUAGUUGCUGGUGAGGGAGGGGUGUCACGAGGAGUAGGAGGAGGAAGUCCCUUUGUGACAGCACUGCCUUCACCAGGAACAGGACUGAGAGCCCUGGGGGAUGUGGCCGAUGUGGGCAGUUUGCAGCGGGCUAUUUUCGAUUUUGUUCGGGGCAGCCCGCAAAAUCCUCUGAACAAGGACCAGUUUUACCACAAGCUGCAGCGGGCAGCUGAAGGGCAGCUGCCGAGGCAAUGCGGGCGGAUUUCGAUUUUAGUGGCCGAUGGGACAGGACACAUGGCGGCUUCUGAUUGGCUCGUGUCGAACGCGCUGGGUGGGGGGCGGGCGAGGGAGUGGGCUGUAGCAGUGGAGAACCGGCCAAGAGGGUUCCUGCCGUGGGCUGGCGUUGCUUGUCUUAUUCAGUGGGAAGAGGAGGGGAACACCGGGCUGGUGAAUCUGAUGGGAGUGGGGGAAGAAUCAGAGGAAAGCAGAGAAGGGAAAGACGAGAGUGGUAACCCUCAAGCAAAAAAGCACCAAGUAGUGCAUGUCAACGGCUACUUUGAGCUCUCCUCCAACCGCCGAGACAUCUGGUUCGGCGAUGACCUGGCAGGUGCGGGCAAGGUUCGGUCGGAGUGGAACCGACGGCUCCUGGAGGAUGUGGCAGCUCCGGCGUACGCUCGGAUGCUUGCCGAAGCUACCAAGCAGCUUGGGCACGGACCUGCGUACCAUGCUCUGUGGCCCGGGGCAGGCGGAGGCUCGGGGUUACAAAAAGGUUCGGAUUCUGGGUCGGGUGUGGUUCGAAAGCAGGUUCGGGGAGAGCUGGUGGAGCCUUGGGAAUCGCUGGCGAAUCGGGUGUAUGUGUGCGUGACUGAGCUCGAUCUGGGUGUUAUCUGGACAGGGGCAGCUGGGGGCAGCCUGUCGCUCAUCGCCGAUUGGCCGCUCGUCCCAACCACCAACGGGCAGCUGCGGCAGCUGCAGUCAGGCGGCCCGCUGCUGCGGGCGGGGGGAGGGGACGGGUGGAGUGAGAACAUGCUGUCUCUCUUUGCGCGUCUGGGCGUGUAUGUGGUGCGCAGUGACGUGAACCUGGACCAUCCUGGGCUGAGGGAGUAUCUUCAUGAGGCCUCUGCUGCUGGGAUUCUCGACGCCAUUGCUGCAGCAGCGGCGAAUCGAGCUGCUGCAAACCGUCCUGCUUCUUCUGCAUCCGCCUCUUCUGGCUACGAGUCUUCUUCCCGGCAGGGCAUGGGAUCCACGAGGCGAGCAGCAGGAAUGGGUUUAGGACCAGGAGUAGCAGCAGGAGCAGGUUCAUAUGGGGUAGGUCUUGCUGCGUCUGUUGACCUUGCAGCAGCCAAUCAGCCAGCACCCUCUGCUUCUGCUGCUGCAGCACAGGUGCCGCAUCUAGAUGCGCUCCUCUCGCUCUUCCAGGGAGCAACAGACGGGGAGAGGAGAGAGCUGCGCAGCAUCCUGUGCCAGUCAAAGUGGUUCCCACCCACAGACGGUCCUUCCGAGUCAUCUGCUGCUGCUGGUAUGCUUGUUGCACAUGCCUUUGGCCUAUCCAGAGGCCUCAAACACGUUUCCGAACCUGCUUCGUCGCAUCCAGGUGGCGUUCUCUCAGAGCGCCACAUCAGCAUGCUGCGAGCUCUGCCAAUCUUCGAAUCCUACGGCACCUGGCCCGCCCCUGAAACCUCGUCAGAUGCACCUCAAACUCAAACACAGGACAGGGGUGGUGCUGCUGGUGCCAGUGGUGCUGCUGGUGCCAGUGGUGCUGGCCUCUCCGCUGGCCUCUCCGCUGGCCUCUCUGCUGGCCUCUCUGCUGGCCUGCCUGCUGGCCUCUCUGCUGGGCGUGUGUUUGUGGAUUUGCUCACGGCGCCCCGCUUCUUCUUCGCCCCGCCGUCCAUCGACGAGUCGCUCCUAGAUGCCUCAUUCGUCCGCGUGGACUCCGACAAGGACCACCGAAUCAUGCGCUGCCACCUGGCGGAUGACGUGUGGGUGGUGGGCGGCAGCAUGUGCAUUCUGAGCGGUGCAGUGCGGUCGGACAGCCUGGCGCGCAAGCUGGGGUGGCGGGACCCCCCGCCUGUAGAGGCUCUGGUGUCUCAGCUGCUUGCGCUGGCUGCUCUGCAUGGGUGUGCUGUGGCUGAGAGGAGAGGGCGUGAGGAGCGAGGGGAGAGGAGUGGGGAGAGGGGGAGGGAGAAGCGAGGGGUGAGGAGAGGGGAGAGGAGGGGCGGGAGGAGUGGAGACGAACAUGGAGAGGAAAAGGAAGGGAAAGGAGAGGAGAGAGAGGAGGGAGAGGAGGGGGAGGAGGUGAAGGAGGAGGAAAAAGAGGAGGAAGAGGAGGAAGAUGAGGUGACAGUGCUGGAACGAAUCUUAUCAAAGGAAGUCCCGAGAAUCUACGCAUAUCUGGAGCAGCACAUGGGCUCGCCAUCCUUUUCUGCCGCCCGGACCUCCUUCCAAUCAGUGGCCUGCAUUUGGGUCGGCGACACCUUCAUCGCACCUUCCUCCCUCGCCUUUGACUCGCCCGCCCACUUUCACCCCUACCUCCACGUCGUGCCCACAGAGGCCGCCAGGUUUCGCACCCUGCUGACGUCUCUCGGCGUCAGGGAGACGUUUCAGGUGGGGGAUUACGCGCAGGCGCUAGCCCACCUGAAAAGAGACCUGGAGUGGCGGGACCGGAGGCUCGGCGGAGGCUCGGGAGAGGCUCGGGGAGCUGGUGGAGCAAGAGGAGGUUCGGGGGGAGGGGUAGCAGGAGGGGGAGAAGGAGGAGGAGGCAGAGCUGGAGCUUUAUCUCCGGACCAGUUCUCGUUUGUGCUUAGGGUUUUGGAGGCUAUAGUGGAUGCGCUGCCGCCAGGUGGCGAGCCGCCAUUGGCCGGCACGGUGCUGGUGCCGGAGGCUUCAGGGGGCCUGGUGGCAGCUCGGGAGCUGAUUUUCAACGAUGCUGCUUGGCUCGGUAAAGCAACCGUGGAUGGGCGGAGCCGCUUUGUGCACCCUGAUGUGCCCCACGCCAUAGCGGAGCGACUCGGCUCGCGCUCCCUCAGAGGGCUAUCCCUGGAUGGCCCCUCUGCUGCCACCUCGCUGCCGUGCCUGCCAGGUGAGUCUUCCUCUCCUGUUCCCAAACACCUUAUGGCCUACUCCUGCUCUUUGACUUACUCGAGGUGGCUGAUGCGUGUGGCGCCCGUGGGGUGGAGCGGAGUGGCCGUGCCCUUGCAACUUGGCAUUCUCUCCUCUUUCCCUCCCCUUUGUCCCCAUCCACCACCCCAUCCAGCGGUGGUGAUAUCGGAGCUGCUAGAGGGCUGGGCGGCAGACAGCCUACUCCUGCUCUUUGACUUACUCGAGGUGGCUGAUGCGUGUGGCGCCCGUGGGGUGGAGCGGAGUGGCCGUGCCCUUGCAACUUGGCAUUCUCUCCUCUUUCCCUCCCCUUUGUCCCCAUCCACCACCCCAUCCAGCGGUGGUGAUAUCGGAGCUGCUAGAGGGGUGGGCGGCAGACAGCCUACUCCUGCUCUUGACUUACUCGAGGUGGCUGAUGCGUGUGGCGCCCGGGGAGUGGAAUUCGUGUGGGACCAGCGGCACCACCCUGAGAUCUCCCUGCUGCAGCCCAACUUGGGUCAAUUCCAGGGCCCAUCACUGACAAUCCUCUUCCACGGGGCCCAGCUCACCUCAGAGGACAUAUGCCACCUGCACACGCCGCCCCCCAUCCGCCUUCCGCGACGCCACGUGUCGCUAUGGCACUGGUCUGCUGGGAGCAUACCACCUCUCAGACCUUCCCCUCAUAGUCUCAGGAAGCUUCCUCUACGCAUUCGACCCCUCGGGCCACCACAUCUUCUUCUCGAGUCACCUGGUGGAUCGAGGAGGAGAGGAGGGGACGACAUGGGCUGCUCCUGUUGCACGAGCAUUUUCGCUUAA